CUGACACUCAGUGAGUGAGAGUCGGCAUGGCUGGGCCCUGGGAGCCGCUCACAUAGAGCCCGGGGGGCCACCUGGCAGGGUACAGCGCCAUGCACCGGCCGCAGUUGUGAGCAUUGCUGUGGAAUGCGGGUGUGGAGGAGAACGCCAUCCAGCUAAGGGGACGUCAGAUCUGGGGAAUAACAACCAGUGAAUCCCACAAAAAGAAAGGGGGGCGAUGACUUGGGCUGACUGUACAACGCUCCAUGUUUCUGUGCUGGUGUGAUCUACGAAAGAAAAACCCACGGCUGCUUCGUUUAAAAACAACAGAAAAACUGAGCGGAAUUUGCUGCCCUGAGAGUGAUUUCUGGUCUGCAAACUUUCUUUUUCUUUUUCUCCACGCAUAUUGCAAAUCUUCCCAUAAUCAUGAUGUUUCGGGAUCAAGUAAGCCUGCUGUCGGGAUGGUUUAAAGGCUGGAAUGAAUGUGAACAAACCGUGGCUCUUUUAUCUCUGCUGAAACGGGUGAGCACAACCCAAGCGAGGUUUCUCCAAAUCUGCCUUGAUCAUUCCUUAGUAGAUUGCACAGAACUGCACAUACUUGAAGGCGAGGCCAAUAAUCCAGCGAUCAUUAACCAGUGGCAGCACGAUUGCAAGGACAAAGUAAUAUCUCAGCUGUUAACCCACCUGCCUUUAUUAAAGCCCGGAAACAUGGACGCAAAAGUGGAAUAUAUGAAAUUAUUGCCCAAAAUCCUGGCUCAUUCAAUAGAACACAACCAGCAUAUCGAAGAGAGCCGGCAGCUCCUGUCCUACGCCUUGAUUCACCCAGCCACGUCCCUUGAUGACCGUAGCGCCUUGGCAAUGUGGUUAAACCACCUCGAGGACCGGACGUCGGGGAAUUUUGGCGUCCAAAGCCGCUGUCGCUCUGACUCCUUGGAUUAUGGACAGAUGCAUUAUUACCACCAAAGACAGAACUCCGAUGAUAAGCUGAACGGCUGGCCGAACGCUCGAGAUUCGGGGAUCUGUGUCAGUACCUCCAACUGGCAAGACAAGAAUGCGGCAUGUGAGAACGGACAUUUGACACUCUACUCCUCUUCCUCCGUCCCUGCAACUAUCAACGCUAUCGGAACAAACACGAGCACAAUUCUCUCAGGACAGACACACCACAGCCCUUUGAAAAGAUCGGUGUCCCUUACCCCACCUAUGAAUGUGCCAAACCAACCGCUAGGACAUGGGUGGUUAUCUCAUGAGGACUUGCGAGCCCGAGGAAACCAGGGGAUCCCGUCCGAUCACGCUCCCCUGUCUCCACAAAGCAGUGUUGCCUCUUCAGGAAGCGGUGGGAGCGAGCACUUAGACGAUCAGUCUGCAUCACAUAAUACAUUCCAAGAUGAAGGCAGCGGUAUGAAAGAUGUUCCUGCCUGGCUUAAAAGUCUUCGUCUACACAAAUAUGCAGCUCUCUUUUCCCAGAUGACGUACGACGAAAUGAUGUUACUUAACGAAUGUCAACUGGAGGCACAAAAUGUCACCAAAGGUGCGCGACACAAAAUAGUCAUCAGUAUCCAAAAACUGAAAGAGCGACAUAAACUCCUGAAAUCUUUAGAACGGGACAUCCUAGACGGAGGAAACCUACGUGGUCCACUACAAGAACUACACCAGAUGAUCCUCACCCCAAUCAAAGCUUAUGCCUCACAGAGUCCCAGCUCUGAGGAACAUCCGCGGGAAUGUGAACCCCAGCCAAUCGGCACAGAUGGUCAAGCUUCAGCUUCAGAGAACAAAGAUGACGCUUCUGGAGGAAUCCAGCAGCAUCAUUUGGGGAACUGUGAAAGUGAGGGUGGAGGUGUCCCAUUACCAGAAGGUGACCUUCCAGGGCAGUUUACAAGAGUCAUGGGGAAAGUUUGUACUCAGCUAUUAGUGUCCCGUCCUGAUGAAGACAAUAUUAGUUCUUAUUUACAAUUGAUCGACAAAUGCCUUAUCCAUGAAGCAUUUACCAAAACGCAGAAGAAGAGAUUGUUGUCAUGGAAACAGCAAGUACAGAAGCUGUACAGGUCUUUCCCUCGGAAAUCCCUGAUGGAUGUCGCUGGAUACCGGCAGCCCAGAAAUAUUGAUGUCUUCAUUGGCAGCCGAGGCUUCGGGCAAUCCAACUCCUUGCCGACAGCUGGAUCUGUGAGUGCAGGAAUCGCCAGAAGGAAUCCCCGGCAGUUCCAGAUCCCCAGCCGAAAUCUUGCCAGUAGUCGGCUUGGCGUAUUGGGCCCUGGCAGUCUCCUGGGAGCAACGCAGCGGACCGCAGCGACCAGCCCUGCAUUACUUAAACAAGGGAGGCAGAAUCUAUGGUUUGCAAAUCCUGGGGGAAGUAAUAGCAUGCCGAGUCGAACUCACAGCUCAGUGCAGAGAACGCGAUCGCUGCCGGUCCAUACAUCGCCACAGACGAUGCUAAUGUUUCAGCAGCCAGAUUUCCAGGUUCCGGUGACGGAGCCCGAUAUUAAUAACCGUCUGGAAUCCUUGUGUCUGAGUAUGACGGAACAUGCGCUCGGUGAUGGCGUUGAUAGAACUUCUACAAUCUAGAUGCUGAAGGUACUUUGUGAGCGCGCUGGGCGUGACACAGAGAACUGCAGGUCCGGAACCGCCGAUUCCCCCCCCUGGAAACGCCAAACAGAAAUUUGCCUUUUUAUUUCAUAUUAUUUUGAAAGAUGACAAAAAAGAGAAUGUGAAGGCAGAAGCUGUGCUUGAAGAGGAGUUUCAAACGUGGUCAUUUCUGAUUGUCAUAAAUAUCUUGUUUUUUGUGCGAAUGGUUUCCUGAAUGAAAAGCGUUGUGUUCUGAACAAGGAAACCAUUAAAUGCCGUCAGAGGCCAGAUACACUACUGUCCCAUUAUUCUGGGUACAGCGUGUGUGACCAAAGGCAUGGAAAGGGGUGAUGCUUUGCAUUGCUUAUUUUAAUUCUAUAUAGUCUGUUUUUGUGCUAUUUAAGUUAGGAAUAUUGCCCCCCUCCCCCAAUACCCCUUAUGUUUACAUAACAAGCAACUAUUAUGGGUACAGUAAUACUUUCAGAUAUGUGUUCUUUAUUUGAAAUGUCUCUAUUAUGUUGUCGUAGCUUUUCAAGCAGCCGGUUUGCAUAUUGUAGCGGUCCGCAGAUUGGAUACGCACGUCGGCUUGUGUUUAGAUACCAGCUGUGAUAUCGGGUUUGAGGACGUGGAUCAUGGGAGAGGGGGUGCAGGGAGAGAGACGAGGUGCACAGUGUGCUGGUGGGUCUGGACCCCUUGUUGGUGGAUGUUUAAAAGAACGUUCGAGACAGGAGGUGGAAAGUGAUUAGUUUUUGUUUUUUAUUCUUUCUGCUCAUCCACUAACCAUUUCAGUGCUGUAGUGGUGAAUCCUCCUCGAUUGCAAGUCUCACGUGAUAGAACUGGAGAAGAGGAAGUCUUUUUGGAUGAUGCUGAUUUUUAAAUUCAUUUUUAUACAAAAGGUAAUUUUUAGGUUUUAUUUUUUGAUUGAUGAUAUUUGAAGGUUAAACAUUGACAAUCAAAAAGUGCUUUUAUUAUGUGAUCGAUUCCGUACAGAACGAAAUCUAUUCGUGUUUAUAAUGUAGCCAUCAGUGCUACGUUACAGAAUCUUCCGUCACAUGAUAACAUUUCUUUUUGAUCGAUUGUGUCUCUUUAAAGUAACCAUUUGUGAACAAGACCAUCUUCUC
Pelobates fuscus (common spadefoot toad) is the source of this 3656-nucleotide messenger RNA. It is a transcript of the gene SAMD4A, whose product is annotated as sterile alpha motif domain containing 4A. The transcript has 13 exons. The record is from RefSeq and is a predicted model, not a curated record. Gene Ontology annotation, molecular function: mRNA binding; protein binding; translation repressor activity. NCBI's taxonomy places the organism in Eukaryota, Metazoa, Chordata, Amphibia, Anura, Pelobatidae. Gene Ontology annotation, cellular component: P-body. Gene Ontology annotation, biological process: regulation of mRNA stability; nuclear-transcribed mRNA poly(A) tail shortening; negative regulation of translation. The coding region runs from base 403 to 2535 and encodes 710 amino acids.